Chelonia mydas (Green sea turtle) is the source of this 8935-nucleotide messenger RNA. It is a transcript of the gene KCP, whose product is annotated as kielin cysteine rich BMP regulator. The coding region runs from base 364 to 6348 and encodes 1994 amino acids. Gene Ontology annotation, molecular function: protein binding. The transcript has 44 exons. Lineage: Eukaryota; Metazoa; Chordata; Testudines; Cheloniidae. The record is from RefSeq and is a predicted model, not a curated record.
GCAAGGGGGUCCCGCCGCUGCAUUGCACCGAGGGGCGCACGGAGUCCGGAGCGCGCCCGGCUGCUGCUCCCCCCGCCGCCGCCCCAUCAGCUCCGCUCCCCCGCGGGCCGCCCCGGCUGUGCCCCCAGAGGGGACGGGCGCGGUCCCGGGCACCUCCGGCUCCGGGCCAAGGCAGAGCCCGGCUGCGCUGCGGGGUGUGGCGCGGGGCCCCCCAUCCCCGUGCGCCCUGCGCCUUGUCCGGUGCUGCUGCCUGGCUCUGCCCCGGGGGCUCCCCGAGCUAAACUGUACAGGGCGGGACCCCCGGCCCCGAUCCGGCCGCCCUUCUCCCCGCGCUCCGUGCGCCUGGCCCCGGGCGCUCGGCCCAUGGCGCGGCUGCCCCUGGCCCUUUGGCUCGGGCUGGCGGCGCUCUCCCUGCAGGCCCCGCCGGGCGGCGAGCCGGGCCCCGAGCUGCCCCCGCUCCACUACGGCGACAACGUCAUUGACCUGCUGGAGGCGCUGAACGUCACCCGCUCCGUCCAGGGCGUCAGCAGGGCCCCGGGCCCCGAGCCGGGCGCGCCGGCCUGGAAGUUCCGCCGGCGGGUGCCCCACCUGACGCUGCCCUGGGACUACGCCGUCUACCUGCUGGCCAGCUCGCAGGGCGCCCUGGGCUUCCACUUCGUGGCCAGGCAGAGCCAGGGCUCGACGGGCACGCUCAUCUCCCUGGUGUCGCCGGCUGCCGCUGCGCGGGACGGGCGCCCGCUGCUGCAGCUGGCGUCCAGCACCCGCGCCAACCAGCUGCGCCUGGACUGCCGUGCCGGGCCCAGCAUGGAGCCCGCCUCGCUGCUCUUCCCCGGAGGCAGCCCCUUCGCCCGGGGCCGCUGGGCCCGGCUGGCCCUCGACCUGCAGCCCCACCGCCUGGCGCUCUUCGUGGACUGCCGCCCGGCCGUGCUCCUGGAGAGGGGCGGCCCGCGGGACGCGCUCAGCCUGCUGCUGCCCCUCGACCUGCAGAUCACCUUCGCCAGCCUGCCCGGGGACCCCGCCAGCAAGUUCCUGGGUUAUUGGCAGACGGCUGAGAUCUCCCCCAGCGGAUUCCCGCGCCGGCCGUGGCACUGCGAGAACCUGGCAGACCCCUUCCCCGUGCCGUACACCCUGGCGGAGGAGGGGUACCUGGCCGAGCCCCCCUUUGAUCAAGGAUCCCCCCUAGCCCCGGAGCCGCCGGCCCUCGCCGACAUCCGCAACUACCAGCAGCAGCCCGGCGAGCCUGAGUUCCCCCCGGGGCUGGCGCGGCCCCACCCGGACGCCCUGGAGGACAGAAUGCAGCAGCUGGAGGAGCUGGUGGAUGGAUUCGGGGCCAUGCUGGACAUGGUCAAAGCGCAGAACUCGGAGCUGCUGGCCCGCGUGAAGUCCCUGGAGCGCUGCGAGUGCCGGAGGCCGGCGUGCGUGUGGGAGGGGACGCGGCACGAGGACGGAGCCACCUGGGACAAGGACGCCUGCACCGCCUGCAUCUGCCUGCAGGGGGAGGUGCGGUGCUCGGCGCGCCAGGACCGGCCCCAGUGCCUCGGCUGCAGCUACGCGGGGCAGCUCUACAGCAACGGGGACGCCUUCGCCAGGGACGCCUGCACCACCUGCCGCUGCCAGGCUGGGACCGUGCGGUGCCAGGAGACCGUGUGCCCGGAGCUCUCCUGCCUGGAGCGCGAGACCCUGCCUGGGCAGUGCUGCCCCACCUGUCGGCCAGGCUGUGAGUACGACGGGCAAAGGUACCAGGACGGAGACGUCUUCCUGGCCACAUCCAACCCCUGCAUGAACUGCUCUUGCCUGGAUGGGAACGUCCAGUGCCUCCGACUCGUCUGCCCGCAGCUCCACUGCGCCACCCAGGAGGAGCUGCCCGGGGCCUGCUGCCCCCACUGCCAGGGCUGUGUGGACGGAGCCGCCCAGCGGGCGCACGGUGAGGAGUGGGCGCCGCGCGCAGACCCCUGCCAGAGCUGCCGCUGCUUGGAGGGCCGCGCCGUGUGCAGGAAGAGGCAAUGUGCCAGGCUGUGCCGUCACCCUGCCAGCCCCCGGCCGGGCACCUGCUGCCCCGUCUGCGAUGGCUGCUCGUGGGAUGGCCGGGAGUUUGCCAGCGGGGAGCCGGUGCCCAGCGGGGAGCCCUGCACCCAGUGUGCCUGCUCGAGAGGGAAUGUGUUGUGCAAACCCACCGCCUGCCCGCCUGCCCCCUGCCCGGAGCCCGUCCUGAGACCUGGCGAGUGCUGCCCGCAGUGCCAGGACUGCCUCUACGAUGCCCAGCCCUUCCCGGAUGGCGCCACCUUCACCCCCCCGCAGGAGCCUUGCUUGAGCUGCCGCUGCCAGGCCGGGGAGGUGUCGUGUGAGCGCCUGGAGAAGAGUUGCCCACCCGUGCCCUGCAGCCACCCUGGCACUGCCCAGGGCCAGUGCUGCCCAGCCUGCCAUGCGUGUGAGUACGAGGGGCACCCCUACCGGCACGGAGAGACCUUCACGCCCCCGGGCCGCGGGCCCUGCGUGCAGUGCACCUGCUCGGCUGGGCACGUGCAGUGCCAGGAAGAGACGUGCCCCCCCAUGUCCUGCGCCCAGCCCGUCCGGGACCCCCAGCGCUGCUGCCCCCUCUGCAGAGUGUGUGUGCUGGCCGACGAGGAGUUCGAGGAGGGGGCGCAGUGGAAGCCGGACGGGGACCCCUGCACCACCUGCACCUGCCUCGCCGGAGAGCCCGUCUGCGGGGCCCUGCCGUGCCCGCCUCUCGCCUGCCAGCACCCCGCCCGGCUGAGCGGGGACUGCUGCCCGACCUGUGCCCAGUGCACCUACAACCAGCACCUCUACGCCAAUGGGCAGGCCUUCGCCGACCCACACAGCCCCUGCCAGCGCUGCCAGUGCACGGACGGGACCGUGCAGUGCUCGCCCGUCGCCUGCCCCCCGCCCAGCUGCCCCCGCCCGGAGAGCCAGCCUGGCCAGUGCUGCCCCACGUGUCGGGGCUGCAGCGUGGAGGGGGGCGCGGUGGAGGCGGGCGAGCGGUUCCCCAGCCCGCAGGACCCCUGCCAGCUGUGCGUCUGCACCGACGGGAUCGUCAGCUGCUCGGCGCGGGACUGCCCCGGUGCCCUGUGCGCCCGCCCGCUGCCCGGCUCCUGCUGCCCGAACAACUGCAACGGCUGCAGCUACGGGGGGAAGGAGUACCCCAACGGCGCUGAGUUCCCGCACCCCACGGACCGCUGCAAGCAAUGCCACUGCCUCAACGGCCACGUGCAGUGUCUGUCGCGGCGCUGCCCGCCCCUGCCCUGCGCGGAGCCCUUCCUGGUGCCCGGCGGGUGCUGCCCCCAGUGCCCAGAGCCCCCGGCGGGCUGCCUCUUCGCGGGCGUCUCCUACCAGCCCACGCAGCGAUUCUACGACCCCUCGGACGCCUGCCGCCUCUGCCUCUGUGCCAACGGGACCGUCACCUGCCAGCGCCAGCCUUGCGCCCCCGCCCUCUGCACCCACCCCCUGCGGCGGGACUGCUGCCGGUCCUGUGACGGCUGCCUGUACCAGGGGAAGGAGCUGCCCAACGGGGAGCAGUUCCCGGACCCCGCGGAGCCGUGCCGCGUCUGCACCUGCUGGGAGGGCAGCGUCUCCUGCCAGCCCAGGGCCUGCCCGCUGCUCCAGUGCCCCUUCCCUGCCCGGGGGCCGUGCUGCCAGGUCUGCGAAGGCUGCGAGUACUUGGGCGAGGGUUACCUCGACGGCCAGGAGUUCCCGGACCCCCAGGACACCUGCGGCCGCUGUGCCUGCCUCCACGGCUUCGUCACCUGCACCAAGACGCCCUGCGACCCGCCGGGCUGCCGCCACCCCGCCAGCCCCCCAGGCCGGUGCUGCCCCGUGUGCCAGGGCUGCCACUUCCAGGGCCAGGACCUCGCGGACGGAGAGACCUUCCCGGCCCCCGAUGGGCGCUGCGAGCAGUGUCGCUGCCUGCGGGGAGAGGUGUCCUGCGGGCCCCUGCCCUGCCCUGGGGUGACGUGUCCCCACCCGGCCGUGGGCCCCUGCGACUGCCCCGUGUGCGACGGCUGCAGCUUCCACGGGCGAGCGUGCGGCAACGGGGAGCGCUUCCCCGACCCUCACGACGCCUGCCAGCUCUGCUCCUGCCUGGAUGGCAGCGUGACGUGUGUGCCCGCGCCGUGCUCCCCCGCCCCCUGCCGGAACCCGGUCGCCCUGCCCGGCCAGUGCUGCCCGCAGUGCUCCGGUGCCUGCCCCUACCAGGGCCACCUCUACGAGAGCGGGGCCACCUUCCGCCCCCCGGGGGGGGACCCCUGCUCCACCUGCACCUGCCUGGGCGGGGACGUGCUCUGCGUGAUGGCCCCGUGCCCCCCGCUGACGUGCACCCGCCAGGUGAUAGAGCCCGGGGACUGCUGCCCCCGCUGCAAAGGCUGCACGUACGAUGGGCAGGAGCACGCCGAUGGCACCAGCUGGUUCUCCUCCCCCUGCGUGUCCUGCCUGUGCACCCACGGCAUCGCCACCUGCGCCCGGAUCCGCUGCCUCGGCUCCUGCCUCCAGCCCGUCCAGCUGCCCGGGGAAUGCUGCCCACUGUGCGCAGGUUUCUCUCCAGAUUGCAUGUUCGAGGGCCGGCCGUACAGCCCCGGGGAGAGCUUCCAGCCGUCGCUGGACCCCUGCGAGAUCUGCACCUGUGAGCGGCUGGCGGUCGGGGGGCCUCACGUGCGCUGCUACCAUAGGCAGUGCCCCCGCCUGGUCGGCUGCCCCAGGAGCCAGAUCCAGCCGCCCGGGCCACAGCACUGCUGCCCCACCUGUGCCCAGGCCUUGAGUAACUGCACGGCCGAGCUGGCCGGGAACGAGCUCCAGGCGGCUGACGACCCGUGUUACACCUGCCAGUGCAAGGAUCUCACCUGGGUGUGCGUGCACCAGAGCUGCCCGCAGCUCAGCUGCCCUCCCGCUGAGCAGUUUACCCCCCAGGGCGCCUGCUGCCCCAUCUGUGACGAGUGCGUGAUAGAGGCUGGAGAGCGCCGGGUGUCGGACGGUGAGAGCUGGAUGGACAGUGAGGACGACUGUGUCAGCUGCACCUGUCAUCGCGGCCACGUGGAGUGCCACAUCGCGGCGUGCGAGCCCGUCGAGUGCCAGGGCGGCCUGCGGAGGGUGCGGAUGCCCGGCUCCUGCUGCUACGAGUGCCAAGACCCAGAGAGCUCCUGCUCCUACCAGGGCCAGCGGUACCCAGCCAGCGAGCGCUGGCAGGUGGACACCUGUACGACCUGCACCUGCGUCUCCGGGGAGGUUCACUGCCAGAGCCAGCGCUGCCCCCCGGCCGCCUGCGCCGCGGAUGAGACGCCUGCCCUGACGCCAGGCAUGUGCUGCCCUCGCUGCCUGCCCCGCCCCGCCACCUGCCUGGCCUUCGGCGACCCCCACUACCGCACCUUCGACGGGCGCACCCUGCACUUCCAGGGCACCUGCACCUACAUCCUGGCCCAGGACUGCCAGCGGGAGGACUUCAGCAUCCACGUGACCAACGACGACAGGGGGCGCCCGGGCGUGGCCUGGACCAAGGAGGUGACGGUGCGAGUCGGGGACACCGUGGUGCAGCUGCUGCAGGACUGGCUGGUCAGGGUGGACAGCCAGGUGGUGACGCUGCCCUUCCUCAAGGAGCCCCACCUCUACGUCGAGCGCCAAACCAACACCGUCCUGCUCAACACCAACAUCGGGGUGAAGGUCCUGUGGAGCGGGCGCUCGCAGCUGGAGGUCAGCGUGCCCGGCACCUACAAGGGGCACACGUGCGGCCUGUGUGGCAACUUCAACGGCCACCCGCAGGACGACGCCCGCCUGCGCUCGGGGCAGCUGGCCCGCUCCGAGGCCGCCUUUGGCAACAGCUGGAGGGUGCUGAGCGGUAACGGCACGGGCGGGCCGUGUGCCGACGGGCGGGAUGUGGAUCCCUGCAAGGAGGCCGGCUACCGCGCCCGCAAGGAGGCCAACGCCCGCUGCAAGGUGCUGAAGUCGGGGGCGUUCGAGCCCUGCCACUCCCUGGUGCCCCCGGAGCCCUUCUUCGCCGCCUGUGUCUACGACCUGUGUGCCUGCGGGGCCGGCGCCGAGCCCUGCCUGUGCGACGCGCUGGAGGCCUACGCCGCCCUGUGCCGCCGGGCCGGUCUGGCGCUGCGCUGGCGCUCGCCCACGCUCUGCGCCGUCGGCUGCCCCAAGGACCGGGGCUACGUGUUCGAUGAGUGCGGCCCGCCCUGCCCCAAGACGUGUUACAACAAGGAUGCGCCGCUGGGGGCCAUCGAGUCUCGCUGCUUCACGCCCUGCGUGCCCGGGUGCCAGUGCCCAGCCGGGCGGGUCGAGCACGAGGCCCACUGCAUCCUGCCCGAGGCCUGUCCCCGGGUCAUCUACGACAGCCUCUGAGCCCUGGGACGCCCGCACCUACCGCCAUGGCCCCGGGGCCGGCCACGCUCCCUCCCACGGCCCCUGGGACGCCCGCGUCCUCCGCCAUGGCCCCGGGGCCGGCCACGCUCCUUCCCACGGCCCCUGGGACGCCAGCAUCCUCCGCCAUGGCCCCGGGGCUGGCCACGCUCCCUCCCACAGCCCCUGGGACGCCCGCGUCCUCCGCCAUGGCCCCGGGGCCGGCCACGCUCCUUCCCACAGCCCCUGGGAUGCCCGCGUCCUCCGCCAUGGCCCCGGGGCCGGCCACGCUCCCUCCCACAGCCCCUGGGACGCCCGCGUUCUCCGCCACGGCCCUGGGGCCGGCCACGCUCCCUCCCACAGCCCCUGGGAUGCCCGCAUCCUCCGCCAUGGCCCUGGGGCCGGCCACGCUCCCUCCCACAGCUCCUGGGACGCCUGCGUCCUCCGCCAUGGCCCUGGGGCCGGCCACGCUCCUUCCCACAGCCCCUGGGAUGCCCGCGUCCUCCGCCAUGGCCCCGGGGCGGCCACGCUCCCUCCCACAGCUCCUGGGACGCCCGCGUCCUCCGCCAUGGCCCCGGGGCCGGCGACGCUCCCUCCCACAGCCCCUGGGACGCCCACUGUAACGAUGCUGGUUCUGGCAGGAUCCAACUGACAGUGCCAGUUCAGGACAAAUUGCUGAAAACAGGGCAGUUACAGCCCAAGGCUGGGGUUUCUGUGCACCCCACUGGUUCACCACAAGUCACACAAGCAAUUCCCUCAGACACUCCAGUUUCCCAGUAUCACCACCAGGGCCACUCGUUAUGGGGACGACUGGUUAUGAAAACCAAUAUCCCAGUAGCAGAAAAACAGUUCUCUCGAUCCCAAAGGACCAAGCCCCAGACCCAGGUCAAUAUACAAAUCAGAUCUUACCCACAAAUCCCGCUGUUGCCAAUCCUCUAGCAUCUAAAAUCUAAAGGUUUAUUCAUAAAAGGAAAAGAUACAGACGAGAGCUAGGAUGGGUGAGAUGGAAUCAAUGACAUCCAGUGAUGGCCAAGUUCUUGGUUCAGGCUUGUGGCAGUGAUGGAAUAAACGGCAGGUUCAAAUCCAGUCUCUGGAGAACGUCCCCAGCUGGGAUGGAUUGUUCAGUCCUUGGUUCAAAGCUUCCGUGUAGCCAAGUCCCUCCAGAGGUCAGAAGCAGGACUGAAGACCCGAUGGAGGAGCUGCCGCAGCUUUUUACAGUCUCCUGCCAGGUGGUCUCUGCUUUCCUUGUCCCAGAGACAAGCUUCCCCUCACACGGCCUGGAAACACCUCAGAGGUCUGUCCAUAGGCAGGUCCCUGCCUACCUGGCUGAGUCGCAAGGUGUAUCUGCCUUCUCUCAGUGGGUCAGGUGUGUAGCUGAUGGUCCUUCAUGGGCCAUCCAGCCGGCUAGGCAGAGCUGACACCAGCGUGUCCGGGGUGUCCCCCCAGAAGCAUAGGACAAGUUUGAACUACAGACAGUAGAGAGCCAAUAUUCAUAAUUUCAACUACAAAAACAAUACACACAAGCAGACAGCAGAAUCAUAACCAGCAAACCCCAACCUUGUCUUAGACUCCUCAUUUGACCCCCUUUAUACAAGAUUUGGUGCCACUUCAGGACGGUUGCAACGAUGAUCUAUACGGUCCCAGUUCAUGUCAAUAACCUCACACCUGCGUCCUCCGCCAUGGCACCAGGGCUCGCCACGCUCCCACCCCCAGGGCCCCUGCACCCUCUGCCGUGGCACCAGGGCCAGCCACACUCCCAGUUGGUGCCCCAGAUAUGACCCCUGCAGCACCCAUAGGGGACCCACAGGGUGCCUGGCAGCGCCAAUACUCCUCCCCCACCCACAGGGAGGAGGUAAGUGUCUGUCACCCCCUUGUCCCCGCAUUUUCCCCUGGGAUCCCCCCCCCCCCACAGGUUGCCCCAGCCAGGCUUAGAGUGGCCUUGAGGGGCAGGAAAUGCCAGGCACUGCCACCUCCCCACCAGUGCCUCUGUGUAGGGCAGGCCUGGAGCCCCCUCCCCAUCGUUGUCCCCAGGCUGAGCUCCGUGCCCAUGGGGGUGCAGGGAGGGGCAGGGUGCCAGGCUGGGCAUGGCUCCCACAUGCCCAGCUGCAAUGGCUUCAGGACCAUUUCCUGAACACCGGCCCCGGCGGCACAGAGUGGGGAGCCCGGACUCCUGGGUUCUAUCCCCAAUACCCCCUAGGUCUCGGUGUCCCAUCCAUGUCCUUAGCAUCAAGUCCUGCAGGCCCCCUGGGGGUAACAGUGCCCUGGCACUAGUAUUGCUGGGCACGCAGGCUGGCAUGGAGCCCCCCCUGGUCUGGAUCCAUCCCUGUCCGUACCCUGCCCUGCCCAGCACCCAGUGGCUGAGCUCUGUGCCGGGGAGCACUGCAGGUGCCAUCAGCCAGUCACACGGGGUGCUGUGUCUUGGCACAGAUGGGCUGGCAAUUCCCCCUGGCCUUCGGGCAAGGUACCAGGUGCAGACUGUGCCACCCCUGUGCCCCCUUUGGCUGGGCAGGGGCAGGUGUAUUUAUUAGUGCGGUGGGGGCUGAGCCAGGCCUCACCCUCUGUGCCCACAGCAAUAAACGUGGUAACCAUG